GUUAAAAACAGUGAUGAUGUUACUGAAAAGAACAGAGUAUUCUUUUUGAUUUGGGUUUAAUUACAAUGCUUAAACUCGUUCGUUAGCCUGUCUUUGCAUGUGCGAGCUGAAUGAAGAUUGGCUCCAGCAAGUCGCCCCCACGUUUUGUAAAACCGCCCCCACUAUUAUCCACCGAAGGAUUUUUCUGGGGUUACCGAGUGGACUUCAGAGAUUCCAUUUUCGACUUUCAGGACUUGGUCACCGGAGGAAAUAUCAUCGUUUGAGCGAGAGGUACGAGCUUUGUUUUUCAGUUUCAGCCCAUUUACUGAUGUGGGGUUGCCACAUUUUGUCGAUUACAGCAUUUGGGUUGUUCUAGUUUUGCUGAAAUUGUACUGCACUUUGUUGAUCUGGUAGAUUUGAGGUUUUUUUGUUUUCAUGGUUUGAGUUCUUCUGGUUUGGAUUGACUGGGGGGGUUUUGUUGGGGUUUCUUUGAAGUUUCUUAGCUGUAGAGUAUAUUGAAUCAGUGUUUUUGCUGUACGUUCUUUGUGAAUUUGGAGCGAUUUUAGAUGAGUUUGGUGAUACAUUGACUGAGAAGUGGUAUUUGGGUUGUGAUUACAUUGUGAAGCUUAUGUGUCAAUGAUUUUUGAAUCCGGAAUGGAGGUGUAGUGUUGGAUUUUGUACUUAUUUAAGGGUCUGUGAAUUGGAUUAUGGCUUCACCUUCUCCAAGUAUUUCUCCUCCUGAGAAUCCAUCAGAUUCUUCAUUUUUUUCACCUCCUUCUCCUUCUCCUCCGGCGGAAUCUGCAACCUCUCCCUCAUCUCCAACAUCCUCUGUGCCUAAUCAGACUGGUGAACCUCCUUCAUCACCUUCUAGUUCUUCAGCUCCACCUCCUCAAUCACCACCAGCUGUUCCUGAUCCUUCUCCUACAUUGUCUCCUCCUCCGGUGACAGCAUCACCUGCUCCACCAACAUCCUCACCUCCUUCUCCCCCUACUGGUUCCACACCUUCACCCCCACAAUCUUCGCCCUCACCACCGCCACCCUCGACACCAUCCUCCCCAUCACCACCUUCAACAUCAACCUCUCCACCGCCACCUUCAACAACGACCUCUCCACCGCCACCUUCAACAACAACCUCUCCACCGCCACCUUCAACAACAACCUCUCCACCACCACCUUCAACAACAACCUCUCCACCACCACCUUCAACAACAUCACCAUCACCACCUCCCCCCGAGGGAUCCACUCCCUCUCCUCCUCCACCUGAAGCUUCACCUUCCCCUCCUGAAUUGUCACCUCCGCCACCACCAGCAGCGGAAGGUGGUUCUCCACCUCCUCCAUCCAAUCCUAGACCUCCAUCUUCAACUCCUUCUCCCCCUCCCCCCGAAACGAUUUCACCUCCUCCAUCUCCACCAACUAAUGUCCCAACACCACCUUCAUCAACAGGAGAACCACCUAAAGUAUCUCCCCCAACCCACAAGGUUUCUCCUCCUCCUGAUUCUCAAUCUCCACCUUCAGAUAACUCCCCUUCACCAAGACCCACAGUACCAUCACCUCCUCCUUCAGUCCCUUCAUCGUCUGCUCCUCCUCCAGUUGGUGAUCCUGGUUCUCCAACUAAUUCAUCUAGUGGAAGUCCUGUUACUCCUCCAGUUUCUGUUACACCAGAACAACCAAUUCCACCAAUCAAUGGUACCAAUACUACAGCAAAUAGCUCAGCCACUGGUAAAGGGGGUUUCAGCACUGGAACAUCUGUGGCAGUUGGCAGUGUGGUUGGUGUUCUAUUCGUCAGUCUUGUUAUCAUGGUUAUGUGGUUUGUUCAGAAACGGAAGAGAAGAAAGAAGAAUAUCCCUUACACCAUGGCUUCUCCUUUUUCCUCCCAAAACUCAGAUUCCCUCUUCCUAAGGCCUCAUUCUUCAGUUCCUGUAUUAGGAAGUCGUACUGAUAGUGAGUUCAAGUAUUCACCAUCAGAAGGAGGUGGAGUAGGUAAUUCGAGAUCGUUUGCUUAUGAUGACCUACACCAGGCAACAGAUGGGUUCUCAUCAAAUAAUCUUUUGGGGGAAGGUGGUUUUGGUUGUGUGUACAAAGGCACCCUUGCAGAUGGAAGAGACGUAGCUGUUAAACAACUUAAAGUGGGUGGUGGUCAGGGAGAACGAGAGUUCAGAGCUGAAGUUGAGAUUAUUAGCCGAGUACACCAUCGGCAUUUGGUUUCCCUGGUUGGUUACUGUAUCUCUGAUUAUCAAAGAUUGCUUGUCUACGAUUAUGUUCCAAACAAUACCCUUCAUUACCAUCUACACGGGGAGAACAGGCCAGUUUUGGCUUGGGGUACACGUGUUCGAAUUGCUGCUGGUGCAGCUCGUGGAAUUGCUUAUCUACAUGAAGAUUGUCAUCCACGCAUUAUUCACAGGGAUAUUAAAUCGUCUAACAUUCUUCUUGAUAUCAACUUUGAAUCUCAGGUUGCUGAUUUUGGGCUUGCUAAAUUGGCACUGGAUUCACAUACUCAUGUAACAACUCGUGUCAUGGGAACCUUUGGAUAUAUGGCCCCAGAGUAUGCAACAAGUGGGAAAUUGACAGAUAAAUCUGAUGUUUUCUCUUUUGGGGUUGUACUUUUGGAGUUGAUUACUGGCCGAAAGCCUGUAGAUUCUUCUCAGCCUCUAGGGGAUGAGAGCUUAGUUGAAUGGGCUCGACCAUUGCUUGCGCAAGCUAUUGAGGAGGAGAAUUUUGAUGAAUUGGUGGAUCCAAGGCUAGACAACAAUUACAUAGAUAGAGAAAUGUUUCGGAUGAUUGAAGCAGCAGCCGCUUGCGUUCGUCAUUCGGCAGUAAAGAGGCCAAGAAUGAGUCAGGUGGUGAGAGCUCUAGACUCUUUAGAUGAAAUGUCAGAUCUUGCAAAUGGAGUGAAACCUGGGCAGAGUGGAGUGUUUGAUUCAGCUGAGCAUUCUGCUCAGAUUAGAAUGUUUCAAAGAAUGGCUUUCGGCAGUCAAGAUUACAGUUACGGUUACUCUGAUCGAGAUCGAAGUCGAAGUUAUAGUCAAAGUCAGAGUAGCUGGAGUAGAGAAUCCAGAGAUCAAAGUCCCUCGGCACCUAUGAAUCGAUCCCGGCAAUGGAACAUCUGAUAUUGUGUUUAUUUUACAUUUCUGGCAGAUUUUGGAGCUGGAAUCAGGCCCUACCAUUCAAUUUUUUUUGUAAAUCUCUGCUCAUUUUUUUUUCAUCUCAAAUUUUCUUUUUGUUCCUGUUCUCCUCUCUGCUAACAAGGUUUUGCAAUGAUAAAAGCUGAUUGAUAUUGUAUUCUCUACAAUUUGGGGCUGAAAAUGCCACACCAUUUCUUUAUAUUCUCAAAUUUUGAGGAGCAACUACAAAUGUAUGUACUAUUCUUUGAACAAUUAUUACAAUUAUUCUCAGUUGUUAAUGGUAAGUAUAUGAAUUUUGAAGAAUGA
Cucumis sativus (cucumber) is the source of this 3407-nucleotide messenger RNA. Its product is annotated as proline-rich receptor-like protein kinase PERK8. Bases 687 to 3086 code for a protein of 799 amino acids. Gene Ontology annotation, biological process: protein phosphorylation. Lineage: Eukaryota; Viridiplantae; Streptophyta; Magnoliopsida; Cucurbitales; Cucurbitaceae. The transcript is spliced from 8 exons. The record is from RefSeq and is a predicted model, not a curated record. Gene Ontology annotation, molecular function: protein kinase activity; ATP binding.